Molecule: messenger RNA, 1784 nt
Organism: Cololabis saira (Pacific saury)
Lineage: Eukaryota; Metazoa; Chordata; Actinopteri; Beloniformes; Belonidae
Product: forkhead box protein Q1-like
Exons: 1
Coding region: 141-1082 (313 amino acids)
Biological process (GO): anatomical structure morphogenesis; cell differentiation; regulation of transcription by RNA polymerase II
Molecular function (GO): RNA polymerase II cis-regulatory region sequence-specific DNA binding; DNA-binding transcription factor activity, RNA polymerase II-specific
Source: RefSeq, a predicted model, not a curated record
CGCACCGCCCCGCGGGACCCGACACCUGCUAGACCUGCAGACCUCCAGACCUCCAGGACCUCGGACCUCCACGCACAGACCUGCACCCUCAGACCUCCACCCUCAGACCUCCAUCCUCAGGGUCACGCAGAGGAGCCAGGAUGAAGCUGGAGGUUUUCUCCGCGCACCACUGCGCGCAGAAGCCGCUGGAGCUGCGCCUGGACGCGGACGCGCACGGGGGCGUCCCGUCCCCGCUGUCCGGGGACGAGCUGGGCUCGGACGGGGACUGCGUGGCCAACAGCCCGCCGCCGCCCUCCGCGUCCCCUCUGCAGGGCGGCGUGGGGGGGGACCCCGGCAAGGGCAAGCCGUACACCCGCAGACCCAAGCCGCCCUACUCCUACAUCGCCCUGAUCGCCAUGGCGAUCCGCGCGUCCGGCUCCGGCCGCCUCACGCUGGCCGAGAUCAACGACUACCUGAUGAACAAGUUCCCCUUCUUCCGCGGCUCCUACACGGGCUGGAGGAACUCCGUCCGCCACAACCUGUCCCUGAACGACUGCUUCCUGAAGGUGCUGCGGGACCCGGCGCGGCCCUGGGGCAAGGACAACUACUGGAUGCUCAACCCGCACAGCGAGUACACGUUCGCGGACGGCGUGUUCCGCCGCCGCAGGAAACGCAUCAACAAGAGGCCGAGCAGUAAGGAGGAGCGGGACGGGGGCCCGGAGCCCCCGCUGCAGGGCGGGGGGGACACCCGCCUCCCCGCCCCGGAGGAGAGGAUGGACCGGGGGGGGAAGUUCUCCAGCUCCUUCGCCAUCGACAGCAUCCUCAGCACGCCCUUCAAGCGGCGGGAGGAGGAAACCCCCGCGGACGCGUGCGAGGGCCCCCCCGGGCUGCGGCUCUACUGGCCCCCAGGGGCCCACAUUUACCCGUACGCGCUGAACUACCCGCUGCAGCCCCCCUACCUGUCCGAGGUGACGGGGUACGGCGGCGCGGAGCCCGGCAGGGACGCACCGACGUACCUGCAGCCCGGGUUCAGGGCCCCCGGCACCGGCAGGGGCCCCAGCAGGGGCCCCCCCGCCUUCCACAUAGACUCACUGCUGUCAUGAGACCCGGGUUUCUGCCAAUCCACGCUACCUGUGCCCAAAAAUUACUACUUUGUGGUUCUGCGCAUUUGAUAUUCAUUCAUUCAUUGGCCUUUAUUUAACCAGGCGGGUCAUUAAGAACAUUCUUAUUUACAAUGACGGCCUGGCAAGAGACAAGGAAGUGGUUUAGGGAGUCAAACACAGUAAAACUGUAGCUCUGCAAAGGUAGAAAACCAUUAGGGAGCGUUUGUUUUUUGGCAAAGCAGCAGAACUUGGCAGAACAGCGGACCUGCUGCAGACUCGGACCCUGAACCGCUCCCAUCAUGACUCCCAUCAUGACCAGAAUACUGUCACGUCAAACAGCCAUGAUGCUGUUUUAUCUGAAUAAACUGGUGACAAACAAACUGGUGUCAUCUCAGGACGUCCUGUCCACGCAUGCGCCAGAGAGAGAGAGCGCGUUGUUUUCAUGUAUCGAUGGUUCAUUGGUCAUUUCUACUGUACCUAAAUCUGUCAAGUCUAUUUAUAGUUUCUUUUUGUAUGACCUGCUGUGUUGAUGUCGCUGUUGUGUAAAUAUAAUGUAUAAUAUAUGACCGAGAUGGAAUCACGUGACUGCACUAUUACAAACAAACGCAUGGAAAAGACAUUUUCCCCCAGAUUGAUUAUUGAUUGUUGGUUUGUAUUUUUAUGAAUAAAAAUACGUGAUAUGGGACCGUGAUGUUCAAGUAC